Strongylus vulgaris is the source of this 489-nucleotide messenger RNA. Lineage: Eukaryota; Metazoa; Nematoda; Chromadorea; Rhabditida; Strongylidae. The record is from the annotation of a GenBank genome assembly.
AUGGAAGAUGAAUUGAAUCGAAUGCUUGGUCUCAAAACAGGAAAGGGUGAUAGCAAAGAACAGAAACAGAGGCCACCAAUUAGGGACUGUUCUACGCAAUCAUCUACAUCCGGACAAGGCGAGCCUACACUUCAGAAGCGAUCUCCUCCAAGUGCCUUUAGCAAAUUAUUUCCGGCAACGUUAACUCAAUAUCCAAAAGAAAAUCAUGAGGUUGUACAACAACUUCUUUCCACAGCUACACAGGUUGAUACUAACGCUAAAGUAUCGAAAAUGGGUUUCAUGCGUUCCGAUAGUUAUCCAGUUCCACAAAGCGUCAAUCAAUAUCCCAGAGGAAGUUACCAACGCAAAACACAGAAUCGGCAAUUUGUGGCAAACCCAUUGUUCCAACAAGGACGACCUCAACCAGCGAAUCACGAUUUCUUUGGAUCCAGUCGCGCAAUCAAUACCAGUCCCAAACUUACUGACCUGAAGCCUUCAUCGGUAAAAUAA